Messenger RNA from Prorocentrum cordatum, 3955 nucleotides. The record is from the annotation of a GenBank genome assembly. NCBI's taxonomy places the organism in Eukaryota, Dinophyceae, Prorocentrales, Prorocentraceae.
AUGGCAUUCAUCUCAAGCUCUUUUUUCGACGGCCGGCACAUGUACUCCCGACUUCGGAGCCUAGUCACUUCGCUCGGAGCCAUAGUCGGUCCGAACCUCAACGGGUUCAUCGGAGCUGCAGGUGGGCUCAGCGGCCUCGCGCAGCAGGUGACGGACUGCGCGGUGCUGGAGUUGGGCGCUCAGUGGGCUCCCGCCGCCCUGGUGCUGGUCUGGGUCUUCGGCUUCCUGUGGGGAGGUGGCGGGACCUGGCAGGCCCGCAUCGUCGUUGGCCCAGCCACGCGGGAGGAGCUCAGCGACAUCAUGGAGAUAGAGGCGAGCGCUCAGCAGGAGUCAGACGGCAAGAUCUGGUACCUCCUGAGCCCGGACCUCGACGUCUACCCCGUGCUGGUGGACGCCCCGGACCUGCGCGGCUACGAGAUUCUGGACAACGACGGGAGCGUGCUGUUGAGGUCUGGGCUCCGCCGGGGCGGGAGACCGGCGUGCGGCUCCGAGUGGGUGCCCACCGCGCGCGAGCUGGUGGACGCGAUGGAGGCGGUGUCCCCGCAGCGCCAGCCCGAGCGCAGGAUGACGAAGAAGGGUCCGCUUCUUCCGACGGAGGCAGCAGCGCAGACACCUACGGAUUUGGUGAAUAUAGUGACUGGGAGUGAACGGCUCCCCGACGUGAAGCCGCUGCGCUGGUACGUCACGGCCGGGCCCAACAAGUCUGAGAUCGACGGCCUCUUCCCCCGCGCCACGGUGGACGAGUUCGCGCGCUCGGACGACGUGGCCAUCGCCGUGGUCGGCACUGGCGUGUACACCCUCAGGGCCCUCGACCCGAAGGACGGCGUUGCGCAGGUGAUCCGCGACGAUCGCCUGCUGGCGAUGGCGAAGGACAGCAGCGGGAUUCGCAAGAAGCUGUUCAGGGACGCUGUGCAGGAGGUCACGGAGAGCCCGUGGCCGGGGUGGCCGCUCCUGGGCCCGCGGACGGCGGCCUGGUGCGUCCGCUUCAACGCGGAGCAGGACAGCCACCCCCGGGCCCGCCACACCAAGUGGCUGCACGAGACAGGGCUCACACAGGCGGACCUGGGGGUGGCUGAUCACGAAGUUGCCAUGCGGGCCUUCGAGUUCGGGCUCGUGUACGAUCAGGUGAACGUGGGAGAGCUUGUAAGCUUCGAGCUCCUGGCCCGGCGGGCGCAGAUGGCGGAGUGGCGCUACCGCGACCGCCUAGCGCCCCGCCGGGCCGACGAGACAGCGGAGGACGAGCAUCUCUAUAUGGGCACGGGAGAGACGAGGGGCCUCAUCAUGAUGGCCCCUUUCUUGGUGGAGCACAUUUCUACGGAGCUGCACCGGGAGAGCCAGGUGAUGAAGGAGAAGAGGAAGUUGAGGGAGGAGCGCCAGCUCGCGAAGGGCACGGGCGCCGACGGCGACAUGAAGGACGCCCUUCGCAAGAAGGUCGAGAGUCAGGCUGCGGAGCUUCGCCGGCUUCAGCAGCAAGGGGGCAAGGGGGGCCCCGCCGGCGGCCGCGACACCGGCGGCCGCGGCGCCAACAAGCCCGGCUACUCUUCGAUGCCGGUGAAGCCCGCCGCCUUCCAGCGUGACCUCGUCGCGCUGCCCUCGCCCGGCGCCAAGUGCGACGGCGCCAGCAUCUUGCAGGGCGAGGUCCCCGCCGUGAAGCCCCACUGCGACGCGAAGCUGAUGCAGAGCAAGUCCAGCUACGCCUCUUUCGUCGCCGACUUGUACGACGCCGGGCUGGUGAAGUUCGGCUCAUUACGUGAAUCUACUCUCGGUAUAUUUUUCGUCCCCAAGUCUGAUGGGAAGUUGCGGCUCAUCUUUGACACGCGCUGUGUCAACCAGCUCUUCGAGCCUCCUGCGCACGCGGCGCUGCCUACGGCCGGCUGCUGGAAGGGGCUACUCUUGGAGCCGAAUGACGAGCUGUGCCUCUCGCAAGUUGACGUGGAGCGGGCGACUCCCUCCCUGGUCGGCCAGACCGCUGCCGCGGUAUAUGUCGACGGAGUCGCAGUGAUUGGCACGCAGAGCGCGCAGACCGUGCAGGACUGUCGUGCGAUCGCCGAAGCCCUCCUCGCAGUGGGCCUGGUCACGAAGGACAUGGAGCUGCCACAGGACGAGCAGCCGUUCACCGGGCUCAUCUUCGAGAAGGGGUCCGGUCGGAUUUCCCUCUCGCGCAGCCGGAUCUGGAGGAUCCGACGAGCUUUCCAGUACGCCGCAGAGGCCGACAAGCUCACCGGCGUGCAGAUGCGCAUGCUCCUGGGGCACUAUACCUGGGCAGCCAUGCUGAGGCGGCCACUGCUGUCCGUCUUCGCCGCCUGCUACUCUUUCGCGGAGAAGGCCGGGGACAUGGCGUGGCGGCCUUGGGCUACUGUACGCCACGAGCUCAGGCUGAGCGCGGCACUGGUGGCGAUGGCCUUCGUGGAUUUGCGCCGGCCUGUCGCCGCCGCUGUCCUGGCUACCGACGCCUCGGGCGGCGCCCGGCAGGUCCGCAGUGUUGACCCAGACCUGUCGCCGCCGGGGCUUGAGCCGGCCGCCGCAUGCGACUAUGGGGGCUUCGGCGUUGUCAGUCGCGAAGUCUCGCGCUGUGCCGUGGCCGCCGCUCGUCAGCUCAGCGAGAAGUGGAGAUCUUCGGUGCCGUCGCUUAACCUCGUGCUUCGUCGGCUUGCUGCGAUCUCCAUCAUUGCCAACAUCGAUAUCACAGUGCGGUGGAUCCCUUCAGAGUUGAACCCAGCAGACGCUCCGUCGAGACUCCCUGCAGCCCGGGCUCAGGACGCCCGACUUGACCUCCGCUCCUUCGGAGGCCGCUCUGCACCGGAGCCCGACGAUGACUCGCUAUGGCGAGCCGCUGCGGAGGAGCUCGCCGCGGAAGGGCGCCCGCGGCGGCGCGACCCAGGCCUCGCCGGCCUCGGCGACGCCGCGGCGCCCGCGGCACUGGCCGGGGGCUUCGGGCUCCGCCGGGGGGGCGUCGGCGUGCAGCCGGACGACUCCUCGGACAGCGACUCGGAGUCGGAGCCCGCGGCCAGCUCGACCAGCUCCAGCCCCAGCGGAGCGGGCCACGGCGAGGAGAGCGAGCCGACCAGGACCGCGCUCACGUACCUGCAGGCGCGCAAGAUCAGGGCCUCGUCCAACGUGCACUUCGUGACCUCGUACCGGAAUUUCGACAUCUGGUGCCAGGCGCACGCCGUGCCGGUUCAGACCGCCAGCGAGAUCGACAGGGCCAUCAGCGAGUACAUGGACGUGCUCUACUUCGACGGGAUGCCGUCGGACGUCGCGUCGAAGACGAUCGCGGCCGUCCGGCACUUCCGCCCCGCGGCGGUGGGCGAGUCCGAGCUGGCGGCCAGCAGGGCCGCCCUGAAGGGCUUCCGCCUACUCGCCCCGGCCCGCGCGCGCCAGCCGCUGGUCCGCGAGGCGGUCUUCUGCCUGAUAGGCCUGGCGAUGCUGGACGGCGAGUCGGAGUUCGCAGAGGCCCUCAGCUUGGCGUGGGACACCGCCCUCCGCCUACCCAGCGACCUGAUGCAGCUGCGAAGCCCGUCCCUCGUGCCGCCGCAGCCACGCAUGCAGAUCAACGCGUGGAGCCUGCUGCUGCACCCAGAGGAGACCGGCCUGCGCAGCAAAGGGAAGCAGUUCGACGAGGGGGUCCAGCUCACGCCAGCGGGCUCAAAAGCCCUCGGCCCUGUCCUGGCGCGCCUGCGGGAGCGGUUCGGCCAGCUCUUCAGGAAGUACGCGGAGAUGAUCAACCUGAAGGACCCGCACACUUGCCGGGUGCGACACGGCUCGGCGAGCUGGGACAUCGCCAGCGGGACGCGGAGCCUGGAGGCCGUGCAAGCCCGCCUUCGGCACGCCAGCGCGACCAGCACCCAGCGGCACAGCCGAGCAGCUCGGUGCACCGCAGAGCUCGCGCUGGCGCCGGAGUCGGUCAAGACCUUUGGCGCCGCGGUGGCGGACCAGUGGGCGCUGACACUCCGAG